CGACUUUGAAAACAAGAGGAGGAGAGAUGUUGUGAAAUACACGCCAGCUAUUGGAUCGUCUGCUUGAUUAUUAUGUAGCAGAAGGACGCUGUCAUGCAUCAUCUCUAUCAACGCUGACUCUGCAAAGCUUUUCUUUAGCCAUCUGCUUUAUUUUGUUUUUUUGUCUCCUGUUGUAGAUCGUCCAGUGAGGAUGCAGGUAAACACAUGAACAAGGGCAGAGAGAUACAGUGAGAAAAAUGCAGCAUUCAUCAAGGCGUCAUCAUUAUACACUGGACAUAACAGUGCAUGGAGAAUGCUGGAGCUGCAUGUGCUGCUGUCAUUGAAUUCAGUCUAAACUGACUUCAAAUACAGCGGCUCAAAUGGCAGGCACUGAAAUAUGAAGAGAGCUUUGACCAGAUGUAAACACAAUCCCAUGCUGCACUGCUCACAGAAUGGACUCAAACGGUGAUGGUAAAGAAGAAUGGACAGAGGAGCAAUGGGAGAAAUGGCUGACCCAUGACAUAGGGUUGGAUGAAUUUGAAGAUGAGGACCUGUCUGAAAUCACAGAAAUGACUGAUGAAUUUGAAUUCAGGGCCAGGCGACACAACUCUGACAUCAAGCAGGACCAUGUGAUUCAAGCACCCAAUAGUGGCUUGGACAAGGUGGAGGCAGGCGCAGUGGGUCAGAUCCAGGCAGAGACACAUCCUUUACAUCUUACUGAUGCUGUCGAUAGGAGCCAAAGAGUGGCUUGUCGAUACGACACCAAAGCAUCUAUGGAUUCUGCCGUUCCUUUCACCAUGGAUACCUACCGUCCAAAAAGACCAACCACUCUCAACUUAUUCCCACAGGUGCCCAGGACUCAGGACACUUUAAACAACAACUCAUUUGCGAAGAAGUACAGCUGGCAGCAGAAAAUCUCUCAGACCUUGCCGCCGCUUAAAACAGGUGAACUGACACCAUCUCGUGAGCACACGUGUCUAAGCGAUGAGGAGAAGCACCAACCAGGCAGCGGUCGGAAAGACUGUGGCACCUCGACUGACAAGCCCAAACACACUCAAGCUCCUGCUCCUUCUGCUGUACUACCUGUCCCAUGUAAAGCCAGAGAUGUACACAGAGAACUGGAUCACUGCGAGAAGAUCCGUUAUCAUACGGACGUCCGACUCGAGCCUACAGAGGAGAUCUAUCUGACACCAAUACAGCGUUGCACAGGGGCUCUGCAGAACGAGAAGGCGCAGGUCACCGCAGUCAGCUCUGACAAUGAAGCCCCCCCUCCAUACCAUGAGCAGGAUCUGCAACCCCCUUCCUAUUUUUCUUGUGUGGACGCUCUGGCCGCUGACAGUAGCGGUGAAGAAGUAACUGGAGCGGAAGAUCUGUGUUAUAGAGACUGCGGCGCUGGCGAGGAUCAUGCCCAUCGCGAGAGCUUGUCGGGAGCGCUGAAAUCUUCCAUGAGCAACUCAGACGCAAGUGGACUUUCGUACGAUUCGGUCAAAUACACACUGGUCGUGGAUGAGCACGAUCAGCUGGAACUCGUCAGUUUAAGAGAGUGUUAUCGCGGUUACAGCGAUGACAGUGAUUCGGCCACCAUCUAUGAUAACUGCGUUUCCUCUCCAUAUGAGUCGGCUCUUGAGAAAGAGUACGAGGAGGAUGAGAAUGAAGACAAAGGAAGAAAACAAAAUGGGAUCAAAGCCUCAAUGUGUCUGUCAGAGGACUCUACCCCUGAGGCCGACAUGCCAUUUUCUCGAAAAUUUGUUAAUGUUUUCAUGAAUGGCUGCUCUCGAUCCUCCAGUACAGAGUCUUUUGGCUUGUUUUCCUGCAUGAUUAAUGGAGAGGAGAGGGACCAGACACACAGAUCCGUCUACAGAUUUGUCCCUCGUCACGACGAUGAGCUGGAGCUGGAGGUCAAUGACCCUCUGCUGGUGGAGGUGCAGGAUGAGGAUUACUGGUAUGAGGGAUACAACAUGAGAACAGGAGAACGGGGGAUCUUUCCUGCCUAUUACGCCACUGAGGUCUUUAAAGAGCAACAAAUUACUUUAAAUGCAAAAAGUACUGAAUGGAUGGAAAAAUAUACAAUGAAAUUUCUUGGCUCGGUUCAAGUACUGAAUCAUAAAGGCAGUGAUGUUCUCUGUGCAGCUAUGCAAAAGAUUGCGAUGAACAGGAGACUGACUGUACAUUACAAUCCACCGUCAUCCUGCAUCCUGGAGAUAAAUGUGAAGGGACUGAAACUCACCGUGCAGGAUGAUUUCGACAUGAGUAGCCAAUACAGUCACUUUUUCCAUUUGAAAAAUGUCUCAUUCUGUGGCUACCAUCCCAGGAACAGGAAGUAUUUUGGCUUUAUUACAAAACAUCCCGCUGAUGAGAGAUUCGCCUGUCACGUGUUUGUGUCUGAGAACUCCACUAAACCCCUUGCAGAGUCUGUGAGGAAAGCAUUCCACUUGUACUACAAAGAGUUUGUGGAGGUCUCGUGUCCAACAGAAGACAUUUACUUGGAAUAAUCUCUGAUUAAAAUGAGCUACACAGCAAUGUAUAAAACAGCUAUGCUAAAUGAAUAUAUGAGAAAUAAUAAUAUGUGUAUAUAAACAAAGACUAAUAUAUCUGACAAAAAGGACCAAACAAGAUAAAGAGACUGACUGACGGUUGUAAGGUGAUGCACACGAUUGUGUGUUGGAAUUCGUCUGACGACGAAAAAUUGUAGGCUACAGUAUAAAAGUCUGAAAUUAUUUUCAUGGAUGUUGAGAAUUUUGAAUGCUUUGGAUGAGUGUUUCCCUGCUAACAGGGAAUGUUCUCAGAACUUUGGCUAACGUUCUGGCAAGGUUCUCUCGAAGUUAUGAACAAACGUUAUUUCAGUAAGUAACAUUUAUAGAAUGUCCGUUCAAAGUUAUCUAGUCUUUAAUAAUGUUCUCAAAAUGGCGAAAUAAAAACAUUAGCUAUACAUUAUGAAACAAUCUUUUCAGAUUGGCCUUCGUCGAACAUUUAUUUGAAAAGGUACUACUGGUGCAGAGAACAUUUAAAAGUAACGUUCCCACGUUUGCAUAAUUGAAUGUUCCCUUAGCGUUAGCAUAACCAAGAAAAAAUGUUUUUAAAACUCAAAAUGUUCCGAAAUAACGUUUUCAUUGCUUAAUGUGAACGUUAGCAAAAGGUUCUUAGAACAUAUUUUUGUUAGUUUGGUUUCAUCCGUUGCUCUGCUCUUUGCUGCUGCGUUGUGGUUCUGUGUUUGCUUCAGGCUAAAUAGAGAAUAUUUUUUCAUAGCACAAAAUACAGACUAUACAUUGAAAAGUAUAACAAACCUUCCAUUUCAGCUGUUUGUGAUGUCUUGAUGUCUGCUGCAUUUUACAGGUAUACCAGCAUUAUUCCUUCCUAAAAUCUGCCUGUAAAGUGGUUCAUAAUUUGAAAUGGCAAAAUAAGGCUCCUUGAGUCCUUAUCCACUUGUUAUCGUCACCAAAUAAAAGGCAUGAACAGUAUGUCAAUUUGAUCAUAUUAACAGAAGUCAUUAACCGUUUUAGAAAAUGUUUUAGGAGUUUCAGUAUUCUUUUUUUUUAUCCAUUCAUACAUUCAAUAAAGAAAAGUUAACAAAAUAAUAAUAAACUACAGUGCCAUGGUUCCUGUUAAAGCUUGAGUGACUGUGAAGGUAAUUGACGUUAAAGAGACGUUUCAGCUUGCCUUCUGUUUGAGGUCCACAUAAGCCCUUAUUUGAAAAAAAACUCCUGAGGUAUUUCUUGUAAAAGCAACACCUUACACUAAUCUGAAAAAAUUAUGUAUGAAUGAUGUGCUCAUUAAAGACUUGUUCAACAA
Pimephales promelas (fathead minnow) is the source of this 3768-nucleotide messenger RNA. The record is from RefSeq and is a predicted model, not a curated record. Lineage: Eukaryota; Metazoa; Chordata; Actinopteri; Cypriniformes; Leuciscidae.